AACAUCCUUGGAAUGAAAUAUGGCGUGAGGGGAUGUUUACAUGGGGAAUCAGGACUGAAACUUUCCUGAGUACUGAAACUCUUUCACUGAAACUUGGACCCAAGGAAGAAAGAUGCCCUGCUUCUGCUGAACACGGGACCUCUAACGGCACCCCGAGGGCCUGGCCACCAGGAUGUCCAAGUAUAAACUGAUCAUGCUAAGACACGGGGAGGGCGCUUGGAAUAAGGAGAACCGCUUUUGUAGCUGGGUGGACCAGAAACUGAACAGCGACGGGCUGGAGGAAGCGCGGAACUGUGGCAGGCAGCUGAAGGAGCUGAACGUGGAGUUUGACCUGGUCUUCACGUCCAUCCUGAAUCGGUCCAUCCACACAGCCUGGCUGAUCCUGGAGGAGCUGGGGCAGGAGUGGGUUCCCGUGGAAAGCUCCUGGCGCCUCAACGAGCGUCACUACGGGGCCCUGAUCGGCCUCAACCGGGAGAAGAUGGCCCUGAAUCACGGCGAAGAGCAGGUGAGGAUCUGGAGGAGGAGCUACAGCGUGACGCCGCCCCCCAUCGAGGAGUCCCACCCUUACUACCGGGAGAUCUACAGCGACCGGAGGUACAAGGUGUGCGACGUGCCUGUGGACCAGCUGCCCCGAUCCGAGAGCUUGAAGGACGUCCUGGAGAGACUGCUUCCCUACUGGAACCAAAGGAUCGCCCCGGAGGUGCUGAGCGGCAAAACCAUCCUGAUCUCUGCGCACGGAAACAGCAGCCGAGCGCUCCUGAAGCAUCUGGAAGGUAUCUCCGACGAAGACAUCAUCAACAUCACCCUCCCCACCGGGGUCCCCAUCCUCCUGGAGCUGGAUGAGAACCUGCAUGCCGUGGGACCUCACCAGUUCCUGGGCAACCAAGAGGCGAUCCAAGCAGCCAUUAAGAAAGUCGAGGACCAGGGAAAAGUGAAACCUGCUGCCAAAUAACAUCUUCCCCGAGGGGAGGGUGACCUCUGACCCGAUGCAGGAGCAGCAGCCUGGGGUGUGUCGUGGGUGCUGAGCUUUCUGCCGGCCGCACCCCUCCCAACUCCCCAUCUCUCUCUCGAAUUUGCAUUUUCCAGAGCUAGGCUGUGGGGUAGAGGUGGUAUAGGUAGGUAACUUAAUUUAUCUCCGUCUAAAUAAUGACUUUAAGAUGCCUAAGAGUUUAUAUCCUAAGACUGAAGAGUUAGUUCUCCUGAAAGCCCUGUGUGGAUUAGUUACCAAGCUAGGAAUGAGUGGGACUUGAUCAAGGUCAUACGUUUCUGAGAUGGGAGAGUACCAAGUGGCGGUGAAAUCAAGGUGUUCAUCAGUCAAUGAAUCAUUACCAUCCAGUCACCGUGGCCAGGUACUCUAGCAAGCCUGAGUAUAUUAUGGCAACGGACCAGAGAUUAACUCCCUUGAGUUUGUGUUGCUUUUCCCCACAUUGUGUCUUAAGUAGCUCACUUCUCCUUUCUACUGACGGAGAUUCUCUGAGGAUGACUGUAAGGGGGUUAGGUAACUCACACCACUGAAGUAUUUAUUAUUAGUGUUUUCCUUUAGAAAAAGAGAUGCGUUGAUAGUUAAAACCAGAAGGCCAUUGAAUGGGAACAUUGCAGCUGGAGUUCCUCUAAACCACCAGCAAAGGCCCUUUAAUUGAUCCCCAUUCCAGGGACAUCAUUUGUCAGGCAUUCAGUAGAAUUCCUUUUCUCCACUGGAAUCAGCAGCACAGAGACAACCAGAGCUGUUGUGUUCUUGUUUUGCUUUGUGCUUUAAUCUUUGGAUCCUUAAACUUGGCUUCGAAAUAAAGUUCUGUGACUGAAAGCAA
Molecule: messenger RNA, 1808 nt
Organism: Echinops telfairi (small Madagascar hedgehog)
Lineage: Eukaryota; Metazoa; Chordata; Mammalia; Afrosoricida; Tenrecidae
Gene: BPGM
Product: bisphosphoglycerate mutase
Exons: 3
Coding region: 173-952 (259 amino acids)
Biological process (GO): glycolytic process
Molecular function (GO): intramolecular phosphotransferase activity
Source: RefSeq, a predicted model, not a curated record